Sinocyclocheilus anshuiensis is the source of this 849-nucleotide messenger RNA. Its product is annotated as NAD-dependent protein deacetylase sirtuin-3, mitochondrial-like. The record is from RefSeq and is a predicted model, not a curated record. NCBI's taxonomy places the organism in Eukaryota, Metazoa, Chordata, Actinopteri, Cypriniformes, Cyprinidae. Gene Ontology annotation, cellular component: nucleus. Gene Ontology annotation, molecular function: histone deacetylase activity, NAD-dependent; NAD+ binding.
AUGGAUGCCCUGCAUCUACGGAAUGGGAAGUCCUACCAGAGUUCAUCUCCCAGCACUAAGGCUGUUCUCUCCUCACCCACUGGCAGUUCUGUGCCGCACGGGGCUUUGGGAACUAUCCCAUAGUAUAUGAUGAAGCUUGGACGGGUGCGAAACAUCGUGGUGGUUGCUGGAGCAGGUAUCAGCACGGCCAGCGGUAUACCAGACUUCAGGACACCAGGGACGGGUCUUUAUGCAAACCUUGCGAAGUAUGACAUCCCUUACCCAGUGGCUAUCUUAAACAUCAACUAUUUCUCUGACAACCCUCAUCCUUUCUUCUCAUUGGCUAAAGAGCUGUACCCUGGACACCACCGUCCAAACUACGUUCACUAUUUCAUCCGUAUGCUGCAUCAGAAGGGCCUGCUGCUCCGCAUGUACACUCAGAACAUCGAUGGACUCGAAAAACUGUGCGGUAUCCCAGAUGACAAACUUGUGGAGGCUCAUGGGAGUUUCGCUACUGCUGCCUGCCACCUCUGCUAUACGCCUUAUCCUGCUGAGGAAGCCAAGCAAGCUAUAAUGAAUGGCAACGUUCCCAUCUGUACAUUUUGUGCCGGGGCAGUAAAACCUAAUGUCGUCGUCUUUGGAGAAGAUCUACCAGAAAAGUACUUUCAACAUGCUGAAGAUUUCCCAAAAGCUGACCUUCUCAUGAUCAUGGGCACAUCUUUAAAGCUAUCAAGGGAAAUCUCUCACGUCAUGCUUAAUCCUGAAAGUUUUCUUGCUUUGUGGCAGAUCGAGCCCUUCGCCAGCCUGGUAAACACAGUGAAGUCCACAGUGCCUCAUCUGCUGCUGAACCGAUCCAGUCGGUCCCUUUGA